AUGCAGGUGGCAUGUGAAAUGGCUCCUGAGGGCUGCGAGCACUACCGGCGCGGCUGCCUGCUGCGGGCGCCCUGCUGCGGGAAGCUGUACGCCUGCCGGCUGUGCCACGACGGCGCUGAGGGGCACCGGCUGGACCGCUUCCGCGUGGCCGAAGUGCAGUGCACACGCUGCCGUCUCCUGCAGAAGGCCCAGCAGCGCUGCGAGGGCUGCCACAGCCUCUUCGGCGAGUACUACUGCGGCAUCUGCCACCUCUUCGACCGCGACAAGAAGCAGUACCACUGCGCCGAGUGCGGUAUCUGCAGGAUUGGUCCAAAGGAGGACUUUUUCCACUGUUCAAAAUGCAAUUUAUGCCUCGGCUUGAGUCUUCGAGGAAAGCACAAGUGUAUUGAAAAUGUCUCCAGGCAGGACUGUCCGAUAUGUUUGGAGGAUAUUCACACAUCUCGUGUUGGAGCUCAUGUUCUGCCCUGUGGUCACCUUCUUCACAGAACAUGUUACGAGGACAUGCUAAAGGAAGGUUACAGGUGUCCUUUGUGCAUGCACUCGGCUUUAGAUAUGACAAGGUACUGGCGUCAGCUGGAUGACGAAGUAGCACAGACUCCUAUGCCCACGGAGUAUCAGAACAUGAUGGUGGAGAUCCUUUGCAAUGACUGCAAUGCCCGGUCUACAGUGCAGUUCCAUCUCCUAGGCAUGAAGUGCAAAAACUGUGAAUCGUACAAUACGGCCCAAGACGGAAGAUGCCGGCUGCCUUUGGAGGAGCAGUGACCAACAUACACACUGCAUUCGGCUGGACGAGGAAGACUCUGCCAUGGAAAAGACUGUCUAUUUAAAAAAACACUUGCCAGUAAAAAUUCGAAGUUGUCACGGCACCAAUGAAAUGGUUACAAGAUCUAAUUAAUGCUGGUGCAAGGGAGUUUUGCUAAUCUGCCCCCCUCCCUAGUACCUGGGGCAGAGCGCAGUCUGGCCCCUCAGGAAAUUCUCCACCAAGCAGUGUGAUGCCCGAUGAAGGUUAGAUUCUGGAGAGAAUUGGCACCCUUUAAAAGAGCUGUUUACAGAGUCGGAGAAGAGACAGCCUAGAAGAAUAACUAAUGAGAUGGCAGAAUGAGAAAUUAUAAGCAGCUGACACAGCAGAAGAUGUUUUGGGGCAGCUGAAGGUUGUGAGCAUAACAGGAGGUGGAGGUAUAGCUGUUCGGUUGCAGCUGCUGGGGAAAAUUGGUAGCUUUCAGAGUGGCCUUUUUACAUAAAGCUGACAUCUGCAAAGUUUCACGCAAGUACGUUUUGUUCCUUUUAAAUGACGUGUUUGUUCUAGGGCCUCAGAGCCGUCGGCGCAAGUGGAUGGAGAGGGUGAACUAGCAGAAAUUCCAUCCCUUGGCUUGGUUUGUUGACACGUGCGUGCACACGGCACGCGUACAGAAUUGGUUUUGGAACAAGGCCGGCUUGCCUGCGUACGUGCGAUGAACAGCCUAAAAAUCUAGCCGCGAGGCUGCCGUUCUCCCCCAGACGCCCAUCUGACCUGCUAUCUGUUCACUUAGCUUCCUUUGCUGGCUGCAGUCGCGUUUACACCCGUUUCUUCCUCAUUUUGCUUUACUCGCUUACAAAGGCUGAGGUGUCGUAGGGUGUUAGGCGUAUCUGUAGCUUGAUAUUUUGAUGGUUAAGUAUGCCAAGUGAAGCACGUACUGUUGUUGUGUCAGGAUUGACGUCGGGCCAUCUAAUUGGGCUGAGCCUGAGGUGUUUGCUAAAGUAACAGCAGUUCAUAGAGGCACUUGAGUAAUGCGGGGACCAAUUUUCUGUCGUUUGGGGUUUUUUUUUAACGGUAUCUGAUUUCAUUGGGGGGCGAGAAUGGAGGAUGGAGGAAUGCUUUUAAAAAAAAAAAAACAGGAAAAAAAACAACAAACCUCUCUACCUGUCUUCAUGUAAUAUCCUGCCCAAGGUGUUUUGCAGUCUAAAUAUUACAGAAAGUUUCUUAGUUUCUCAGAAUUUCAGAACGUGCAGGUAGUGUUCAAUAAUGAAAUACGAUACAUGAAAAAGAGCCCAGUUACUCUUCACCAUACAGCUACUUGUUUUUAACUUGUUUACUGUAAAACAACGGCUUUUCUUCUUAAUCUGGCAGUGCCCCUUCAUGUAUGAAAUGCUAGGACUGGGAUGAUAGUGUUACUGCAGCUUGCCUUUACUGGAGUAUCUUGUUCUGAAGCACUUUUCUCACUGCUAUAAAUAAACGUAAAAUAACUUCUAUUAAAACCAA
Gavia stellata (red-throated loon) is the source of this 2239-nucleotide messenger RNA. It is a transcript of the gene RCHY1, whose product is annotated as ring finger and CHY zinc finger domain containing 1. Gene Ontology annotation, biological process: ubiquitin-dependent protein catabolic process; protein ubiquitination. Lineage: Eukaryota; Metazoa; Chordata; Aves; Gaviiformes; Gaviidae. The record is from RefSeq and is a predicted model, not a curated record. The transcript has 10 exons. Bases 1 to 762 code for a protein of 253 amino acids. Gene Ontology annotation, cellular component: nucleus. Gene Ontology annotation, molecular function: ubiquitin protein ligase activity; zinc ion binding.